Molecule: messenger RNA, 4846 nt
Organism: Microtus oregoni (creeping vole)
Lineage: Eukaryota; Metazoa; Chordata; Mammalia; Rodentia; Cricetidae
Gene: Vash1
Product: vasohibin 1
Exons: 7
Coding region: 1-1122 (373 amino acids)
Biological process (GO): regulation of angiogenesis
Cellular component (GO): cytoplasm
Source: RefSeq, a predicted model, not a curated record
AUGCCAGGGGGAAAGAAGGUGGUCCCAAGUGGCAGCAGCAGUGCCUCCCCGAAUGCAGCCGCCGCCAGCGCUGCUGCUGCUGCUGCCGCCGCCUCCCACUCUGGCAUUAAACGUUUGGAGACCAGCGAAGGGGCCUCAGCACAGAGAGACGAGGAACCAGAGGAGGAAGGGGAAGAGGACCUACGAGAUGGAGGUGUCCCUUUCUUCGUCAACCGAGGUGGACUGCCAGUGGACGAAGCCACCUGGGAAAGGAUGUGGAAGCAUGUGGCCAAGAUCCACCCGGAUGGAGAGAAGGUGGCCCUGCGGAUCCGUGGGGCCACGGACCUUCCCAAGAUUCCCAUACCAAGUGUGCCUACUUUCCAGCCGACGACGCCCAUCCCCGAGCGCCUGGAAGCCGUGCAGCGCUACAUCAGGGAGCUGCAGUACAAUCACACGGGGACACAGUUCUUUGAAAUUAAGAAGAGCAGACCUCUGACAGGGCUGAUGGACCUGGCCAAGGAAAUGACCAAAGAGGCUCUGCCAAUCAAAUGCCUGGAAGCUGUGAUCCUGGGAAUUUACCUCACCAACAGCAUGCCCACCCUGGAACGUUUCCCCAUCAGCUUCAAAACCUAUUUCUCAGGGAACUACUUCCGCCACAUUGUGCUGGGGGUGAACUUUGGGGGCCGCUAUGGAGCCCUGGGCAUGAGCCGAAGGGAGGACCUGAUGUAUAAACCUCCAGCCUUCCGCACACUCAGUGAGCUCGUGCUGGACUAUGAGGCGGCCUAUGGCCGCUGCUGGCAUGUGCUGAAGAAGGUAAAGCUGGGCCAGUGCGUAUCCCACGACCCCCACAGCGUGGAACAGAUUGAAUGGAAACACUCAGUGCUGGACGUGGAGCGGCUGGGUCGGGAAGACUUCCGCAAGGAGCUUGAGCGGCACGCCCGAGACAUGCGUCUCAAGAUUGGCAAGGGGACAGGCCCUCCCUCUCCCACCAAGGACCGGAAGAAGGAUGUUUCUUCCCCGCAGAGAGCCCAGUCCAGCCCACACCGCAGGAACAGCCGCAGUGAGAGACGGCCGUCAGGGGAGAAGAAGCCUGCAGAGCCCAAAGCCAUGCCAGACCUCAAUGGGUACCAGAUCCGGGUGUGAGGCUGCUGCCAGCACCCCCAGGCCUCCUCUGCUUCUGGAGGCCCUGACCUACCUGCAGGAAAGAAUCUACUCCCUUCAGGCAGGGGCUGGUGAUCCGGUGGGCUAGGGGUGGGAGGCAGGAAGGAUGCCUUGCAGAUCAGCCCCAGGUGACUUCCCCUCUCACAGAGCCAAGCCCCUAACCUUGGGCCAAGAAGCAGUUAGUAUUUCAUUUGGAGUUUUAACCCUACAACUGAAGUUUAAGGUAUUUGGAGGGAAAGGCACGUGGAUAUGCUGGUAGCUGGCAAGGCUUGCUCUUUCUGUGCACUCUGUGGCUUGGGGAGGAGGGCUUGCUGGCUCUGUGGUGCUCCAAUCAGCAGUGAUGAGGUUGGCUAGCCUCACCAGUCUGUGGGGUGAGGGUGGGGUGGGGUCGGGAUGGAGAAUCAUGACCCAGGAAAAGGGAAGCAGGGUAGGGGUUCCCCUGAGAAAGGUCCAUGUAGUCCUCAAAUCAGGAACGUGGCGGAGGACACAUCUGUUUAAGGUGGAAGCCUAUGAUCCAGGAGAGCCCUCGGGUCAGCAUGACUCUUUAGACAGCACUGUGCCCCUCCCAACACAUACACAGGCGCGCGCACGCACACAUACACACACACACACACACACACACACACACACACACACACACACACUGUCACCAUAGCCAGUGUGUGAUUAAGCUAUAGGCAGACAAGGAGAGGACUGUUCAGGGAAGAGUUCCUGGCCCCCAGCACACUAGACUGGUUCAGUCUAGUCUUGACUCUUACUGCAGCCUGGGGACUCCUUGCAGAAGGGCUGGACUUUGUAAAGCGCCCAGAACUGCACUGAGGAUACCAUGACCUUGAGAAACUGGCUGGGGCUGGAGUAGGUGAGUGGGGGCCUCUAGUUGUUUGAGUGGGCUCUUUUCUCCCGUUCUAGUCAUCUCAGCCCUUGCUGGGGAAACAAGACUAGACCAGGAUGCCUAUACCCAAGGCCCACCUUCCCUUCCUUAGCUGCCCAUUUAGGCUUGGGGUGGCAGCCAACUUGAGCGGAUGGAUCCGUGGGGCACUGGAAGGGAGGAGGCCAGGCAGGCAGCAUCAGGAGUUGUCUCUCUCGCGGCCCUCAGGCAAGAGAUCCCGGAUAGGAAAGUGAGGGGUGGAGAGGGGCUGUCAGGGCUGGGGGAGGAGAGACAGCCCAGGAGUUGGGAGUGUAAGUGAGACAGUGGGAGGCAGUGCAGGAUGGGGCCCUGUGGGGACUGUGGUCCCUGCAGCACAGACAGUACUUGUCAGGUUGCUGGAGGCUUUAAGUGACGGGAUAGCAGGAUGAGGUGACCGUGAAUGUGCUUUCCUGAGAAACAGAGUCAGCCAGAGCAGCUGCCACAUGGCUGCAGAGGGUAGAGGGCUUGGUUAAGAGCAACCGAACUCAAAUGCCUGCAGGACCAGCAGAUGAGGAAGAGUUCUGGGUGGGACUGUGUCCAGGAAAGAGCACACCCUGCUAAAGUGGGCUGCUGUGUUCUGCUGUUCCCACAGGGCAGACCCUAUGUGGUAGUUUUUUUUUGGGGGGGGGGAGGGAGUGCUUUGGUUUGUUUGUUUUUUUUUAAGGCCAGGGCUUUGAAUUAGAACAUGAAUGGUAAUUUUUAAAAAUUAACAAUCCGUUCAAGAAAUGAUCGCUAUAGGUGAGAAUAACCGGCCUCUCGGGUAGAGAGCUUGGACUGGUUGUGGGGAGACUCCUGGGUGCUGUGCGUGGAAAAGUGGCAGUUUUAAGUUUCCCAGAGGCAGAAAGGGCCUGCUUCCUAUGUCAUCCCCCUCACCCCACCCUACAGAGACCAUGCGUGUGGUUGCUGGCUCACAGAGGGGGUACAAUGGGAUAGAACGGUGAAGCUUGUGCCUGCCAGGAAAUGGAAGGUGGCUGGAAGUAGAGAGGAGGGAGAGGGAGGAGAGGAGGAAGAAGGAGAGAGGGAAGAGGAGGAGGGAUGCCUUUGCUGCUGACCGGUAUCACACAGAGGCUGGCUGCCCAUCACACCAACAGCUCCUAGACCCAGAGACAAGCCCGUGGAACCCAGCACAAGGAGCCAUGGGGGGGGGGGGGUGCUGGCUGCUUUGUCCCUUGCCUCACCUGGUUCCUCCUGGGGUCAGAGGGUCCCUGGGAAGUGCAUAGCCUUCCCCUAGGCUAUACCCCUGGCCAGGCCCAUGGCUGGAGCCCCAAAGGGGCAUAAGACUAUUGGAUCUGCUUCAGAGUUCAGGAAUAGGGCAGUGGUCCCCAUGUUCCCAUGCCCACUUUAAGCGGUACAAGGCUGGACAAGAUCUUUUUUGGAUCUGAACAUGGCUGCUUAUCCGUAGCCCUGUAUGUCUCUGGGAACGUCAAGAUGUGACAGAAUAUGGGAGAAAGAGCUGUAAGGGGAUCUGAAGUCAGGUAUGUGGCCCGGGAAAGAAGGGAGCAGGUGGGUGGGGCACUGACUUGUUCCGGGUGUGGGGGAACAGCUGAAGGCCAGUGUGACCCCCCCAUGCUGUUCCCCUCUCCUGAGCUAAGGACCUCCGGCCUGUGGAGACUGUCAUGGGCCACCAUGGUGCUUUUUAUUUUUUACUCUUUAGUCGUAUGUAGCAAGUCAUCCUCCCCUCAGGGGCCGUUUACACAGGCUGUGCUUUCUGGGAGCUGGCCUGGCUGGAUGGCUUCUGGCAGAGGCAGGGGCAGGGACUUUGGGGCCUUAGUCACCACCCAUGGCAUCACUUCAUCUCACUUCCUGUGAGGGACAGGGAUCUGGCAGGUGUGACCCCAGGCUCCUGGCUCACACCUGCCUUAGCUUCUCGGACCCGCCCUUGGGGACUGCUGGCUGAGGAGGGUCAAGGUGAGGGCAGAGGUGUUGGUCAGAACCCUGGGAAGCCGUCUUCAGAGAACCUUCCUCUCUACCCAGCUACCUGCCAGUCCUUUCCCUCCAAAACCUCACAUUCCCAUGCUCCCCUGUUCCCUCAUGCCAGCCACCCAUCCUUAGUGGGCAUGGCCAAAUGGGCAGAGCGGCAGCCCCCUGGCCCCAGACUCGAUGAUGAAGCCUAGAGACCGGGUACUGAGGAGCAGACUCAGAAAACAACCAUGGCUGAUGUCUAGUCCUUUCUGUUGUAUCAUGCCCCAUCCCCUUCCAGCUGGGAUGACUUCCGGCUCAAGGGAAUAGGUCUGAUGAUAGCUGUGCAGUGAGUGCCCUGAGGACUGUGUGCAUGUACACCUGGCUGUCCUGCCUGGAAUGAAUUCUGGCUUACCGCAUGCCUGCCCCACCCUGACAUGCUGCCAGUGGUGUUAAGAGUGCAAGGAUGUGCAGGUGAGAACCAAGAAGCCAGAAGUGUAAAAGGCCAGGCUAUUCUAGGAGGAGUAGGUGGGAGCUAAGGGUUAACCCUGCCAGGUACCACAGCUUCCCCCCAGCAUCUCGGGGCAGGUGGGGCUGCACAGGGUUAGCUGCAAGUCCCCUGCUAGGACCCUCUCACUCCGUCCAGCUCAGUGCUUUGGGAUCCCAAGCCUCCUUGUUAAGUCUAAAGAGAAGUCUGGAUAUAGUCGAGCCCUGGGCCCAUGAUGAUGGACAUCCACCCCGGGUGCUUUGUCCGAAUGCUGUGUUGUCCUCGAUGUCUUUAUCCGUCUUUGUAUCAGUAUUAUCCCUGCCUUUCACCGCACACUCUGUCUCAUUCCUUUCUCACUUUCUUCCCCGAAAUGAAUAAAGUCUCCCCAGCUCCUCUUGUAUGGGCUGGCAGAA